Gossypium raimondii (Peruvian cotton) is the source of this 2541-nucleotide messenger RNA. RefSeq names its product xyloglucan galactosyltransferase KATAMARI1 homolog. The transcript has a single exon. Gene Ontology annotation, molecular function: glycosyltransferase activity. The record is from RefSeq and is a predicted model, not a curated record. The coding region runs from base 131 to 2422 and encodes 763 amino acids. NCBI's taxonomy places the organism in Eukaryota, Viridiplantae, Streptophyta, Magnoliopsida, Malvales, Malvaceae.
AAAAAUCCUUAAUUGCUUUUCAAGCAAUUCCAUUUCACGACUUUCCAGAUUCUGCCUAUGCUUUCCUCUGUUAAUACAAUCUCUUCACACACAUGAAUACAAUCUAUUUUGAAUUAACCAUCAUAUUAGUAUGAGCAGUGAAACGUUAAUGGAGAAACCGAUGAGUGGAAAAUUUCGAUGCAGAACCCAGUCCUGGUACAUUGUUUUGGUCUCUUUCCUUUUGUGGCUCACACUGUACAUGUGCUAUUUGUAUUCUUCAUCUGUAACAUUUCGCAAGAGGGGGCAUAGUUUCGUAGCCAACAACCAUACGGGUUUUUUAGAUUCAUCCCAGUCCUUUCAUGUUGUUGUUAGAGAUGAUGAAACUCAAGAUCCUUCUCAUGUAGAAGAUAUUGAUAUUGUAGAUAAUGUUGUUGAUGAUGAUGAAACCGAAACUGAUGAGGAUAAAACUACUGAGUUUUCCGACGUCGAAGAAGUUAACCAGGUCAUUGAUUCCAUGUUGUCUGAAGAUCAGAACGGCACCGACACAGAUUCUGCCAAAGAUAACGAAGAUGUAACAAGUAAUGAAGAGGUUAAAAAUAUGGAUGAAGAUGAUAAACCUGUUGUUCAAUCUUCAGCGCAAGACAAAAGAAAGGAAGGUCGUUCGACCAAACAAAGAAAAGGGACUACUGCAAAUGUUUCAGAACGACAAAGGGACAAGAAGUCUGAGGAGGAUCAAGAAAGAAGAAAGGAAGAUCGUGUGGUAAAACAAAAAGAGACUGCAAAUGUUUUAGAACGACAAAGGGGGGAGAACGUUGAAGAUCAAGCAGCUAAACGGAAAGGGGCGGCAAAUUUUUUGGAACGACAAAGGGGAGAGAAUGUUGAAGAUCAAACGGCAAAACGACAAGAGAAUGCUGAUGUUUCAGAACGACAAAGGGAAGACAAUCCUGAGGAUCAACCUGUUGAAAACAUGUUACCGGCUGUUAAGAGCCGAACCGAAAGGCCUCAACGUCCCAGGAGAAGAGAAAGGAAUAAACCUGCGGAUUCAUUGAAUCCUGUCAUGGAGAAAAGGAUAGAGAAAGUUGUUGCGGAACCAAGAAGACAAAAUCCGGUGCAAGCUGGAUUGGAUUCAUGUUCAGGGCGGUAUAUAUAUAUUCAUAACCUUCCCAGGAAAUUUAACCAAGAUUUACUCGAAAACUGCCGCUCGCUUAGUUUCUGGACGGAUAUGUGUGAAUGUGCGUCGAAUCUAGGCCUAGGUGCCCGUCUUUCUAAUGAUGAAAAGCUUUAUUCAAACUCAGGUUGGUUUGCUACAAACCAGUUCUUACUAGAAGUCAUUUUCCACAACAGGAUGAAGCAGUACAAGUGCUUGACUAAAGAUCCAUUGGUUGCUUCAGCAAUCUAUGUUCCGUAUUAUGCCGGCCUCGAUGUCGGUCGUUACCUUUGGGAUCCUGAUGGGUUCAUGAGGGACUAUGAUGCACUUAAUCUUGUCAAGUGGCUUGCAUCUAGACCUGAAUGGAAAAGAAUGUGGGGGAGAGACCAUUUCUUGGUUGCAGGAAGGAUUAAUUGGGAUUUCAGGAGAGACCCGAAAAACGAGUCUGAUUGGGGCAAUGAGCUUCUGAAUUUUGAUGAAUCGAGGAACAUGACGAUGUUGGUACUCGAGUCGAGUCCAUGGAACUACAAUGACUUUGCGAUACCGUAUCCAACAUAUUUCCAUCCUUCAAGAGAUGACGCUGUGUUUCAAUGGCAGAACAAGAUGAGAAGACUGAAACGACGAUUCUUGUUCUCUUUCGCAGGUGCACGACGGCCUGGUCGCCACGAAUCUAUCCGCAAUGAGCUCAUCGAACAGUGUCUUGCUUCAAGAAGGAGAUGCAGGUUCCUUGAAUGUGAUAAAACGCAGAAGUGCCACAAGCCAGCUAAUGUGAUGAGAUUGUUUCAAAACUCCAUCUUCUGUUUACAACCACCAGGAGAUUCCUACACCAGGAGGUCAAUAUUUGAUUCAAUUAUAGCUGGUUGUAUCCCAGUUUUCUUCCAUCCAGGUUCAGCUUAUGUUCAAUAUAUAUGGCAUUUCCCCAGGGAUUACAAUAAAUACUCGGUGAUGAUCCCGGAAAGUGAUGUUAAAACUGGGAAAGCCAACAUUGAAAGAAUAUUAACAAGAGUUUCUAGAGACAGAAGAGUAGCUAUGAAGGAUGAAAUUAUAAAGAUGAUCCCAAAGGUGAUAUAUGCAGAUCCAUCAUCAAGAUUGGGGGAAAUUGAAGAUGCAUUUGAUCUAACAGUUAAGGGUAUUCUUGACAGAGUUGAGACAGUGAGGAAUCAAAUGAAUGAAGGGAGAAUAGUGAAUUAUGACUUUGAGGAAGAAGAAUCUUGGAAGUAUUUUGCUAUUGGGAAACUUGGGCCCCAUGAAUGGGAUGCUUAUUUCUCAAGAAAAAUUGGGAAACAUGGCCCUUGAAUUUGAUCCUAAUUUCCCUUAAUUUUUUUAAGAAAGAAAAUCAAAUUUAACUGGCGAAUGUCCAGUAGGGAGAGGUAUUAGCAAUGAAACUAGAGGAAGAAACAAAGAGGAAUUUUAUU